Molecule: messenger RNA, 9513 nt
Organism: Oncorhynchus keta (chum salmon)
Lineage: Eukaryota; Metazoa; Chordata; Actinopteri; Salmoniformes; Salmonidae
Product: POU domain, class 2, transcription factor 2-like
Exons: 16
Coding region: 284-2287 (667 amino acids)
Biological process (GO): regulation of transcription by RNA polymerase II
Cellular component (GO): nucleus
Molecular function (GO): RNA polymerase II cis-regulatory region sequence-specific DNA binding; DNA-binding transcription factor activity, RNA polymerase II-specific
Source: RefSeq, a predicted model, not a curated record
GACAGAGACGCACAUAGAGAGAGAGAGAGAGAGAGAGAGAGAGAGAGAGAGAGAGAGAGAGAGAGAGAGAGAGAGAGAGAGAGAGAGAGAGAGAAGGGGACUCAGAUACUCAGACAGAUGUGACCAAGACAGCAGCUCUAGCAAUCAUGGACUUCUGCAAUAUGUGGGUACCAGAAAUCAGGAUGUCAAAGCCAGUAGAGGUUGAGAACACAGGGCUGACUCUCCAAUUGAGAGCACAGAUUCAGAGCAGAAUGGUCCUGAUAAAAACCAUCAGCUUCAGCAGAUGAAAAUCAGCCCCUUUCACCUUUCUCCAACCCUCAGCAGCAACAAGAAUAAGAUGGAAGAGUGUGGUGAGAUGUCCCUGGGCCCUGCUCCCCACCACAGCCACACCCCCUCACAGACGCCCCUCCCACACACACAGCUCAUGCUGACCAGCUCCCAACUGGCAGGGUUGACUGCUCUCUUGCCAGCGCAGCAGCAGUUGUUACUGCAGCAGGCUCAGGCUCAGCUUCUAGCUGCAGCUGUGCAGCAGUCUGUUCAGCAGUCCAACGCAGCUCACGCAGCUCACGCAGCCCACGCAGCCGCCCAAGCCAAUCAGCAAGCUCAGGCAGCCGCAGCAGCCAAUCAACAUGCCCAGCAGCAGCAGGCGGGACAGACAGGGCAGCAGGGCCAAUCACAGCCCCAGGGACAGAGCACACAGGAACAGACAGGUCAACCUGUCCCUGUCCCGCCCACUCAUCCCCAGCUCACCCUCUCUCAGCCAAUUCAGCUCACCGCCCAGGACAUCCAGCAGUUGUUGCAGCUGCAGCAGUUGGUUCUGGUGCCAGGACACCACCUGCAGUCUCCUCAGUUCCUCCUCCAACAGCACCAAGGGCAGCAAGGACUGCUAUCAACACCAAAUCUGAUUCAGCUACCUCAGCAAAACCAAGGGAGCCUCCUGUCCACUCCCAGGCUGGGGCUCCAAGCACAGAGAGACAAGGCUAUGGAGGGCAGUGGGGUCAUGACCUCUGUGUCCUCUGUGACCUCUCCCCCCGAGGAGCCCAGUGACCUUGAGGAACUGGAGGUGUUUGCCCGCACCUUCAAACAGAGACGCAUCAAACUGGGCUUUACACAGGGUGACGUGGGAAUGGCCAUGGGGAAGCUAUAUGGUAAUGAUUUCAGCCAGACCACCAUCUCUCGCUUCGAGGCCCUCAACCUGAGCUUUAAGAACAUGUGCAAACUCAAACCACUACUGGAGAAGUGGCUCAAUGAUGCAGAGACCAUGUCCACAGACAGUACCAUGCCCAGCCCCAGCUCUCUGUCCUCUUCCUCAAUGGGCUUCGAGGGUCUGCCGGGCCGACGCAGGAAGAAAAGAACCAGCAUCGAGACUAACGUCCGCGUGGCCCUGGAGAGAGCCUUCAUCACGAACCAGAAGCCUACCUCAGAGGAGAUCCUGUGUAUCGCGGACCAGCUCAGCAUGGAGAAGGAGGUGAUCCGCGUGUGGUUCUGCAACCGCCGACAGAAAGAGAAGCGUAUCAACCCCAACAGUGCCACCCCUCCCUUGCCCAGCCAGCCCCCCCAAGUCCCACCGACGCACAAACCCCCCUGCUACAGCCCACACAUGAUGUCCAGUCAGCUAUCCAGUCAGCUGUCCCAGGCAGUGACCAGCCUCAGUACCACAUUGACCACCAUGUCAUCGUUCUCCCCUCAUACCCCCAGUGGUCCCACCCACUCAUCUCUCAGCUCUGCCUCCUCUCCAGUGACUCCUCCUCGAAGAACUGCUAGCCCAGCCCCUCCCAGCCACAGCACACUGAGUCUCAACACAGGCUUAUGGCGUUUGGGUAAAAAGAAUGGUGACGUGUCUAACUACAUCACCGAUUUUGCUGCAAACUUGAGGAACACUGUGAUGGGAGUAAACACAGGGAACCAGGCUCUGAACCAAGCUCUCCUCAGCAACAACCCUCUGGCUACUAUACAAGCCCUAGCAGCCAGUGGUGGCCAGCUGCCCCUUUCCAGUCUUGAGGGAGGCAGUAAGGUGUUGCUGGGUGGUGCAGGGGGGCAGGGAGGGGGUCUCCAGUCCUCCUUCUUCCUCAACCACCCCGCUUUCCUCCACAUGGGCCAGAAUUCUGGUUCUGGAUUGAUCAGCGCUGCCGUAGCCAAAGCAUCCCAGCCCUCCCCUUUCCCCUCCACCAGUAGCAUAAGCCCCACCCCCUGCUCCCCCUCCCCUUGCUCUAGCCCCGCCUCUUCCUGCGACUUCAAUGAAUUGGCACACAGCCCAUCCUCGUUGGGAGGGGCUAAGAUUGAGUGACACAGCCAAGCGCCAAUCAGAGAGGAGAAGGAGAAAGGAGGAAACGACAACCUCGCCUUUCAACCAAAGCUAUCUCUUUUAUCACUCUCGCCCUACACUCUCUCUCUCUCCCCCCCAGUCUUUCGAUGCCAAAAAUACACAGAAUGAAAGAGAGGAGAGGGGGGAGUCAGAAGUGAAAAGGGGGAGAAGGGAGAGAAGGGGGGAAAGAGGAAGAUUUAAACCAAAAAUCUUUAUCUAUCCAAAGUGAUGGAGGAGGCAUCGUGGGACUGUUUAGUCAAUACUGAGCGAUAUCGCACCUCUCCUUUCUGUCUCUCUUUCUUCCCCAGGAAAAUAAACCAAUGUCAAAUAACAGGAUUAGAGAUGUGCGUCGAAUCGCGUGAACCAAAAAUGACAAAAUUAAACAUUACUGUGUGUUUUGGGGGAAUGGUGACAGGGACAGAAAAAAUAAGUGGAUGAUUUUCUUUGAAAAGCUGCAGGUCUGAAAGAGGAGGAGAUGGGAGGAGGAUUUUAAACCAAAAAUGUACCUGAAGAGGAGAAGAGGAACACACAAUAACAAAAAUCAACAACCAUACCAAAAUCCCAGAAACCAAAAAUACGGAAGGAAAAGCUUUAUCCAAACGACUUGUACAUAUUGAUCCUAUCCAGGACCAGGACUCUGCUACACACACACACACACACACACACACACACACACACACACGAUGUCCACAGCCAAUCACAUUCAUCCAUCCAAUCAGUCAUCCACCCAUCAUGUCUGUCAUAGUCUGUCACUCACUUUCACAGCAAUUUUGUUGUUUCUGUGGGAUAUUUUAGAUUGUUGUAAAUGGUUGAUACUCAAUGAGCCAAGCUUACAGGUGUUUCGUUUGUGUUUUCCUACCACUGCUUCUUUGGGUAUCCUAUAUCUCCCCCUUGAUUUCCAAUAGUUUACUGAUAGCGUUGGAGUCUGUCAUCAUCAUCCUGUGCCAUUUACUUCAUGUUGUCAGAGAUAAUAAGAGACAAGAGUGAACAAGAGAUCAGGCUGAGUGUAGCAGUUUCCAGCCUUGAUAAAAACCUCUCUCUCUCUCCGUAAUUACUCACAACAAAAUGACUCACUUGAUGAAAUAAUAUUAGACUUAGACUCAAUGUAGUCCUUGUGAAUGGCCAAUCCACCAUGAUGACAGUAUGAAAUUGAGCAUGAUUGGAGAUUUAAACUAGUAACAUUGAGGCAAGAAAGAGGUAAAUUAAUAAAAAUGUUAGUUUAGUCAUGGACAGGUCUGUCUUACGUUGUCAAUCAGCCAUCUGUCUCGACAUGCAGUAGAGAAACAGAGAUCAAAACCUGUUUAAUGUUUAAUAUACAUUGUUUUUAUUGUUCAUCAUCCCUCCAUCCAUCCCAUUUUCACUGUCAUUUUCCACCCAAAUCUGCCAUUAUUACACGUUUAAACCAAAGCAUUUGUUACUCUUCAGAGGAGUCAGCCAUGACAUUAACACUCACAUACUGUAGGGGUUGGGGACACACCCUACCCCUCCCGCUGAACCCCCCUAGUUGACCCCUUCCAUCUCCUUAUGCCCGAGAGGGUCACUUCAAAAGGACAGAACCCUCACCCAACAUAAAAGGGGUGCAUACGGGGAGGGGAUCGGAUGGUGCGAUGGGAUCAAACAUACAGAAAGAGGGGAUGUUUUUGUAAGAGGAUACCAAAAAUACAAACCAAAAAUGUCAGAAACAAACCAAAAAGAAACACAACCAAAUAUGGAUGGGGGGGAUGAGGGGAGGAGGACAAAUGUAGUUUUUUACAGACUGGAGCUGACACCUCUGUCUGUUAUCCAACUAACUGGGCUUCAGUGGCCCUCUCUAAACUGUGUAGCACAGAUGGACAGAUGGACAGUUGUAUAGAUAGACAUCCUCCCUCUCCCCUGUCGUUUUCUCUCCAAACUCAGCUCUUCUUCUCUGGUCCUGGAUGGAGAAAUCUCUAAUGACCUCAUUGAACUGAAUCUUCAAAGUUUUUAUUUUUCCUGAUUGUUGGUUUAUUUUGUAUUUGAUUUGUUUGCUGUGUCUCUUGAUGCUGUUUAUGUGCUGUUCUUUACUCAUUUAGGAUAAUAACGUAUUCGCUUACUACAACAGCUCCUUCUUUUUUCCUAGUUGUUCUAGAGAUUUUAUCAGGUGGUUGGAAAAAUACUGUGAAAAUGUAGCUUCCAGAUUUUUAUUAGAUAAAAAAAAAAAAACCUGACUGUCUUGGCAGAAAAAAGACACAUAAAAAGUCCAAAACAAGAGUUGAAAAGCAAAACGUGCAAACCAAAUACCAAACCAAACACCAAACCAAACCAAAAAGGCAGGAUAAAACUAGAGAUGGUCCAACUGCCGUCCCUGCCGUUGCAUUAGGGCUCACACUUAUGAUUGUGUCAAUUUAUCUGAAGUGUGUGCGUUGUGUGAGGGUGUGAUAUUGUGUGUGUGUGUGUGUGUGUUGUGUGUGUGUGUGUGUUGUGUGUACGCGCAUUAUAGAAAGAAUUCAGUGGAGUUUACAAAGACGUCCUCCCUUGCACGUUUACCGCCAUUAUCACACACACACACACACACUUUGCAAAAAUGUACAGUCGAGUUUAAAAUGCAUCCAUAGAGUAUUUGGUUUGACACACAGAAAUACAGUUGUCAAAUGAGAAUCAUUAAUGAACUAAUCUAUUUUAGAUGUGGGGGUUCUAACCACGAGGUGAAACCUUUCCUCAACAUGAACUCUUAGACGGAAUGUAUCUGUUAGUGCUUCUAUAGAUUUUGUAGAAAAAAAGAUCUGUGUCCUAAUGCUUACUUAUUGCUAAUGUAUUGAAAAACAUACAAAAAAUAUCUUAAAAAACAUUGAUGAUAAUGACUUGAUUUUAGACCAAAAAUGUUACUCUCUCUUGAUAAAUAUAUGGUUUCUUUUUCUUUGUCGAAUCAUUUAGGACUUUUGAUUGAUUGUACUAUUUAUUCAUCUUAAAUUUGAUUGAUUGAAGCGUAUAUUGAUUUCUUCUAACUAUUUAUUUGUUAUUUAUUUAUUCUAGAGUCUUUUCACAGGGGAUAUAUUUUGGGGUAUAUAUUUAGAAUAUAUAUUAUGUGGCUGUGACCAAAAAUCCUGCUGAAGUACCUUCUCACCUCUUCAAACCAGAUACAUGCAACCACAGGUCUCACGGGGCCUAGGAGAACAUGGUCAUGUUUGACCACAGACUCACUGCGACUACUCUUAAGGGGUGGGGAUGAGCUCACCGAGACUCUUUUCAAAUGGAUGGGGUGAGCUUACAGGGACCAGCACUGUGUCUACAUAGAGCACUUCAGUACGACCACCUAACAGCGUUUUCUCAGGCAUUGCAGGGAAAGGUCAUGGGAAUAGGAACGUCAGCUUCAUAUUGAUGUAAAUUUGAGCAAUUUAAUGUUUUCAGGUGUUGAAUGCUGUCUUUCCUAAAUAUGGGGUUAAUUGUCCUAACGAUAAUGAUAUUACUAGUGAUGUCCUUAUUGUAUGAUUGAUGAGUAAUGACUGGUGAGAUGAGAGGGACAGAGCAUCUGAGUGUUUCUGGCUUUAUGUGCGGUCUUGUGAUGUUGUGUUUAGUUGAAGUGGGGAUAGGGAGCCUCAGUAGGGUUCUCUACAGCCUUACUACAGUCCAGGAUUGUUACUGGAGACCCACACCCAGGUGGGAUCAAACCAGUCAUGAGUGAAACUUUUAAAACAUUGUAUUAAUACAUCUCAAAGCUUUAGAACUGGAGUUUGUUCCCAUUACGAUGUAUACCAUAUACUUUGGACGGAUCAGGUUAGAGGGAUUUAUAUCCCGGAUGUACGGUUAGUCAGCGCUGCCUAUAAGAUAGUAUAAUGUAUGUUUGAAUAUAGCCCAACGGUUCUGGAAGAGAGCUCCGCUGACAGGGAUGGUCAGGCAGGCAGAUUGCUCUUAAAGAUACAGUGCUGUUCCCUCACAACCUCUCCUCUCCUCAUGAGAAAUACACUGAAAGCUUUAAACAGCUACCAAACCAAAAAACUAGUUAGAAGAUGCAUUGACUGGGGCAAAGGAACGUGACAGAGGGACUUGUUUUCUUUUCUUUCUGUUUGGACUUUUCUUAAUGUUGGUAGGUUUUGUUUCCCACAUCUACUGUAGGAUGUUAAAGAUAGAUAUACCUCAUAUACUCUGAUGAUAAACCAAAUAGAUGAAAGGUUUUUUUUUAAAGCGGGGUUCGUGUGGGGAUCCGGGUGUGGGAUGGUAUUGUGUGUACGUGUGAGUGUGACCACGAAUGGCCAGAGCGAGGCUUGGGUCCGGCAGUCAGAGUUCACAUUUCUUGUGCCCCAUCCAAAUCAGGAGACAUUUUGGGUAGCAAGUUGUAUGCCAGCCCUCUCGCUGUGGUUUCCAGUCCACUCCCCCACACACCUCCCUCUCAGUCUGGUCUGUAGAACAACCCCCCUGCUCUGUACAGCCCUCUCUCCAUCCCCCUCUCCCCUACUGCUCCCUCCCUGCUGAAACGAAACACUCUCCAAGUAUAAGUUUUCCAUAGGCACAGAUCUAGGAUCAGCUUACCUUCCUCCAAAUCCUAAUCUUAACCAUUGAGGGCACAUAACACUGGCCUUAGGUCAGUGUCUAUGGAGCAGCUUUGUCCUACUCCUUAACACAAAGCUUUUUUACAGGGGCUAGCCUCUGGGUACCCAGCGUCUUUAGGUGAUUGGCUGGAUGUUGUGUUGUUUAGAUUAUUGACUGGAUGUUGUGUCCGUCAGAGAUGUGUGUGGCAGCGAGCGCAGGAGGGUUAGGUGACUGGGGAAGGGCUGAGACUGUGGUUGCUAGGUGACGCAUGCAUACACUCCCCCAAGGUGGAAGUCCCUAUUUCUCCCUUGCUCUUUCCUUCUGUAAUGAGGUGUAGAUCAGUUUAGGUCCUCUACAUCCUGGUAGGAUGCUCAGGGUCUUAGGGAUCACAUGUAAAGUGUAAGUCCUUUCAGUAGGGAUACCCCCACAAGAGAAUGAUACCAAAGUUUAUGCCCUACUGUUGGAUACGGCACUAUGCACUCACUCCCUAAAACCCUGCUGUUUACCCGUGUCUGCACUGUUGGAGCUAGGAACAUAAGCAUUUCGCUACACCCGCGAUAACAUCUGCAAAAAAUGUGUACGCGACCAAUAAAAUGUGAUUUGUCCAUUCAGAGACUACACUUCUCCUAUAGACUGAGUAGUCACCUGGCCAUAGGUGCAGAUCUAGGAUUUGUUAACCUUUCCCUAAUCAUAGCUAUUAGUGUAGGGAGAACACAAAACUGACCUUAGAUCAGCAUCUAGAGGCAACAAAUCCUACUCCCUUUAAUAUAGCCUGGAUCAACAUUAUCACAGCAGAGUUUAGUCUGGAAGAACAUCUCCAGACAUCUUUGGCAUGAACCAUUUUGUACAUUUGUACAGUCUGAACAUCACAACAUUGAUUCAGUUCAUGGAUUAAUUCCUUGUAGUCUCAGCGAAACACCUUAGCAACCGUGUCAAAUGAGAAACAAAGGAAACUGUGAAAUGUAGGAAUCGAUAUUGCAACCUGGACUCAAGGAUAGACGUAACAUAGUAAAUGUAAAUCUGAGACAGUGUAAUUAGUACAUGUUACGUUUGGUAUGAGACCAGGGCUGGAAUUGAUUUAAAUUGGAGCAGAACAGGCAAUGAUUAACAGUUUACUGAUAGAUGACAGAACAUUGUGUAGAUGUCAAGGCAGGAGAAAGCAAAGGGGGACAAAAAGACAACAUCAGGAGCAAAGAAACAAAAAAAGGAGGAUGACUGAUAUUCCUCAUACCUACUCACUUCCACACACCCUCUCUUUCAUCCUUUCUUCUGUCUUCAUUCUCUCUCUUGUACAAUACAGCUUCAGUCCAAAGUUCCUUAAGCAAGACAGCAAAGUCCGAUCGUACAGAAUAAAACCAAAGAGUUCGACAUUCCUCCUCUCUUUCACAGACAGCCACUGCAUCCCUCUUUCUUUCUCUCCUUUCUGUCUAUUCAUCUCUUUUCUGCUCCAACCCUGUCACCUAGUAACCCAGUUUCUGACCUCAGCUAUAUCAAUGAUGAUAAUAAUGAUGAUUAAGAUCAUGAUAAAAAUGUAUAUUUUUAAGUAUUUGUCAUUGGAAAAUUACCUUAAGCUUCUCGUAAAUAUGAUGAUGAUGAUGAUGAUGAUGAUGAUGAUGAUGAUGAUGAUGAUAAUGACGUUUCUCUGUAGUUGUUCUGAACUUUUUUGAGAUUCGUCCUUUUUGCUCGUGCUGCCAGAGUAAUUCUGAUGAUCCCAUGAUCCUCUCGGGGUUUGUUGACCCUGUCCUUUUAGUUCUGUCUGUCUGUCCCUUACCACUGUCUGUAUUCCUGUCUGUCUGUCCCUUACCACUGUCUGUAUUCCUGUCUGUCUGUUCCUUACCACUGUCUGUCUGUCCCUUACCACUGUCUGUAUUCCUGUCUGUCUGUCCCUUACCACUGUCUGUAUUCCUGUCUGUCUGUCCCUUACCACUGUCUGUAUUCCUGUCUGUCUGUCCCUUACCACUGUCUGUAUUCCUGUCUGUCUGUCCCUUACCACUGUCUGUAUUCCUGUCUGUCUGUCCCUUACCACUGUCUGUAUUCCUGUCUGUCUGUCUGUUUGUAUUCCGUGUUGUCCUCUGUGUUCAUUGGGCAGAGGGAAAAGCUACAUGUUUCAACCGAAAAUGUGAUGUUUGUGGGAGAAUUCUGUACGAGUCGUUAAGGAGAGUUUUUCCAGGGAAUUCCAGACUUCUUUGGUGGUUUGUGGGGAGGGGUUAAUAAACGGAGGGAGGAGGGAAAACUGUCAUAACUGCUAUAACUGUUCUGUAGAAAUAAGUCCCCAAGGUCUAGGUGUGUGUGUGCGCUCGCCUCAAAAUGUAUUUCAUCUGUUAGAUAAGCAACAGGUUUGUAAACAUUGGCUUGAUUGGGGAUUUACUGUUAGUCAACAUGUAGUUAAUUUCCCUCUGUCUGAACUUCAACCUUUGUUGUUUGUUUCCCUAUCCAUUUUAGUGUGUGUGUGUGUCCUUACCCUAUCUCCCAUCAUUUGUUCUACCAUCAUGUGUCUUACAUCAUGUGAGCAGUCCUCCUCUUUCUCUCCCUUCUCCCUGUCUCUCCCUCCCUUCUUCCUUGUGGUAGCAACUUAGCCUUUUACUGUGUUUAUCUUUAAAACAAAAACAAAAAACAAGAAAAAUAUCUCUGCUUGUUCAUAGUACAGUGUUGUUCAUUUAAAGUCAUUUUUGUAACUGAAAGUGUUUCAUUCAUCCAAAUAAAAACAGGAGACAAAAACUGUA